AAUGUCUAUAGUGCAGCGACGUUGAAAGGUUAGCUACUGACUGUAAAAAUAUGUUAUUAUUUUAUUGUAUUAAUAGAAGAAAAGGCAAACAUGGGAGCUCUAUUUCUUUCUCGGUUCUGGUUAAUAAUAAUAAUAAUAAUAAUAAUAAUAAUAAUAAUAAUAAUAAUAAUAAUAUUUAAAAUGUUACACCACACCAUGCCAUUGUAGUGUAUUGCAUUGCAGAUAUACUGUAAUUGCCGUUAAGCAUGUGGGCACCUUGAUAGCUUAUUGAACAAAUCCAACCCUGCUGAAGUGAAUGAACUGCACAUGACCAGAGAGUAGCGGUGAGCUUUGACAGCACAGAGUACACAAAGCUGGUUUCUGCAGUAAAUUAGUCUAGGAAUAUAAACUGCGUUAUAUUCAGUUAAAUACCUCAUUAACAGGGUUCUUUGUAGUCGUCCCAGAGAUUGUCUGUCUCUUUUGUCAGGUGGCAUUGUUGUUGUUUUAAAACCCUGACUCCAAGUUUAUUACUUUCAUUAAAAAAAAAAAAAACUGUAAAAGGUACGGGAGAGAGCCGGAUUUUUUUUCUUCAUUUUUUCAGUGUUGCAACAGGGUUUAUUAUGAAUAGUCAAUGCUUUAAAAGGUUAGGUGGAGGGAUAGGCUCUAUUGCUGUGCAAGACCUGUGCUAACAGGCUCUCAUCAGUGCAGGUUAUGGUAGGAUUUAAAGCUCCAGUAUACACGUGGAGAAUCGAAACAGGCUGUUUGUGUUUUGGAAUACAUUCUAUACGUAUUAUGUAAAUAACGACUUUAAUGAAUUAGUGUUUAGUAUUACAUCACUUCGCCCUCUGUGAGAAUCAACUUUGAAAUAAGUGUCCCGAAGCGAUUUAACCCCCAAAAUACCACAGCUACUUAUUCGAUUUGCGUUGGAUAAUAUGCCAACUUGCAAUCUGCGCCAUUUUUGCCAGCUGUUUUCGUAUGAAAAUCCGUUUAGGGUCGGGAUAAAUACACAUGGGGGAUGUAGAGGGGUUCCCCCUCUGUGAGAAUCAACUUUACAAUAAGUGGCCCAGAGCGAUUUAACCCCCGAAAUACCUGUUACUUAUUCAAUAUGUGUUACAUUUGCGGUAUACGUAUAAGAAGCUGGAAUCCGAAGAAGCAGCAGCUGGCGAAUAGAAGGCGACUUGAGAAUCGUAAUGUAAAAUGACGGAUCGCUUUUGUCAGAAGGCAUAGUUUCGCAGUGCAUUGAUCGGCUGCGUGACAAUGAUUUUGCUAUACAACUCGAUGAAUCCACAGACAUUUCUAAAAUGUCUGUACUCACCGAUGUUCGGUAUGUGUGGAAUAAGGGAAUACAGCAAGACUUUGUUUUGCAAGGAGCUCAAGACAACAACAAAGUCUGACGAUAUUUUCAAACUGUUAGAUGAUUUCAGCAGAAAUCAGCUGGACUUGUUGCACUGGGGUCUGCACUGAUGGAACCGCAGCAAUUACCCGAAAUUAUGCGGUUGCACCUCGCGCAAUGUGGACGCAUUGGUUUCAGAACACAGAUGAAUGCUUUUUCUGCAGCACUGAAAGUGUUGGUCACGUUCAGUACAACCUACUUUUGAGAAACCGGAUUUUCAGCCACGACAUCGAUGAAAACAAAGUACCGAGCCAGGAUGAACAUUGACCAUGACAUGACAUGACAUGCGUGUGUGCUUAGCGAAGGUGCCUCCACCUAUUGACAGAAUUGUUGCUCUGCACCAGCACCAAGUUUCACAUUGAGAACCAGAACAGAAAAGAUGGGGUCUGUAGCCAGGCUAAAGGGGUGCCUCGGAGCCAAUGUCUACACGGAAGUGCCAGACGGGGGCUGGGGCUGGGUUGUAGCACUGGCCUUCUUCUUUGUGGAAGUAUUCACAUAUGGAAUAAUCAAGAGCUUUGGCAUAUUCUUCCAGGACCUGAUGAUCCAUUUCAAUGAGUCCAACAGCAGGGUGUCCUGGAUAAUCUCCAUCUGCGUCUUUGUCAUGACCUUUACAGCUCCCCUGUCUUCAGUUUCAAGCACCCGUUUUGGUCAUCGCCCUGUCGUCAUGGUGGGAGGAGCCCUGAUCAGUCUUGGAAUGAUUUCAUCUGCAUUCGUAAACUCAGUUGAGCAAAUGUACAUCACUGUGGGAGUCGUUUCAGGCCUGGGAUACUGCUUUGCCUUCCUGCCUACUGUCACCAUCCUCUCCCAAUACUUCCAAAAGCGCCGAUCCCUCGUCACCGCUAUCGCCUCAACUGGAGAAUGCUUCUCGGUUUUUGUUUUUGCACCAGCCUUUACUGCUCUGAAGGAUUACAGUGGCUGGAGAUGCUGUCUAAUAGUGAUGGGAGUGCUUCAGUCCACAGUCAUUCUCUGUGGAGCUCUACUGCGGCCAAUUGUCAUCCAGACCAAGCAAGAGGUGUUGCAUAAAACUCUGGUUAAACAGAUAGAGACCAAAUACAUGCUUGACAAUGAGCAGACGCGCACAUCGAUCGACUCAGUAGACUCAGGUGUUCAGUCUUUAUCUACCUCAUGCACCAACAUUGCUGGAUGCAGCAAAGAGGAGGAGGUGGAAAUGGAAAAGAAGGAAGAGGAGACGGGAAUGCUUUCUGGAGCCUCGGUGGAGAAGGAAGAGCCCUCAACCCCACCUCUGAGAAACAAGCUGCUGGGUUUCUCUGUGCUCAAGGACUGCAGUUUUAUUUGUUACGCACUGUUCGGGCUGUUUGCUGCUCUGGGAUUCUUUGCGCCCCAGCUGUACGUUAUUCCUCUCAGCAUCAGUCUGGGCAUUGGAAAGGAUCGGGCAGCCUACGUGUUGUCUGCCAUGGCUGUGGCGGAGAUCUUUGGCAGGAUCUCGAUGGGCUGGGUGCUCAACAAGAAUCCCAUUCGGAAGAUCUAUAUUGAGCUGAUCUGUGUCCUGCUGCUCUGCCUGGUGCUGGUAGUCUUCCCCUUUGUCUACGAGUUCUGGGGGCUCAUGGUCUGCUGCAUGCUGUACGGCUUCAUGCUGGGCACAGUGGCCGCUUCACACAUCCCCAUGCUGGCAGAGGAUGAUGUGGUGGGAAUUGAGAAGAUGCCGUCUGCAGUGGGAGUGUACAUCUUCAUCCAGAGCUUUGCAGGGCUGGCUGGUCCACCCCUGGGAGGUUUCUUGGUAGACCUCACACAAGAUUAUGGUGCUGCUUUCUAUUCCUGUGCUGCUGGGAUGGGAAUGGGAGCCCUUUUCUUGGCUCUGGUACGACCUGCAAAGACUGGCCUUUGUAACAGGAGGAAGAAACAGCAGCAAAGCUCCAAGGCUCCAAGCUGUGAAAAUAUAACUCAGGAUAACAAAAUUGUCGUGGAGGUUCCGGAUGAUUUCCUUGAUGUUGACAUGGUUGCGGAAGAGAGCCUUUCCAAAAGCAAGUCAGGAGACAGCGCAGCCAGAGCGAGAUCAAUUUAAAGAGAGAAAAAAAGGGACACACAAACAGACCUCUCACUGCGAAGCUAGUGCCCAAUAUCACAAGCACUUGCUUUUAUGUUCUGCAUGCUUCUAAUGUACUGGAAGUAAAUAAUUGCAUUAACCCUGCUUAUUUAAGAAAAUGAAAAGACAUUUUUACACGAGUGGCACAAUCUAGUAAUUCUGAAUGCUGACGUUCAAUUUGUAUAACAAGUGCAGAAUAGAUUUAUUUUUAUUUUUUAUAUAUAUAAAAAAAAGCAAGCAUUUAAGGCUUUUUUUGCACCAUUCCUUUAUUUCACACAGGCCAUGACAUAUCUGGUGUUAGGGAACAGAAGUCAAAUAUGUUUUCCAUGAGGGCUUCAAUUUUAACAGUUUACAUACUGGAUGUGUAUAUGUAACUCAUCGGAACACCAAAUCAGAAGAAAUCCUAACGCUAUGUUGCGGGAAAAUUCACAGUUCCAUUCGGCAUUGAAACUGUCAGUGAUACAACUGGUUUCUGUUACAUGUUGCAUUCAAAUAAUAGUUGAAGUUUUCCAGCAGGGCUGGAUUAAAUCCUCUUGCUUGUGCUUAUGUAGUGGCCCAUAUUCAGUAAAGGUACAAUGACUAUCUAUGAGCAAGGUCAGUAGGUUUAACGUUUAGUAGGGCAACGAAAAAUAAACGGAAUCUUUAUGAAGAGUAAUACAGCUCUUGAGGGAAUGUAGGGGUUUUCUAAAAGUUUUUAUUUUGUAUUUUUAUUAUCUAUCAAGUUGAGUUGGGGUGCAGGAAAAGGAUGAUCUUAUGAGCAUUUAUUCAAUCAAAGGAAAAAAGAGGGCAUGGACCAAAGCAAGAAAUGAGAACAUUAGCAGAUGUAGUCUGUUGUUGGGUUGUGGAAAGAUUAGUUUACAUUGCCUUUGCAUUGAUUGAACAGCAGUACAGCCUGUCUGUAUCAAUGUGUUGCAGUCUCACUGGAAUAUUUAUUUUAAACCUUGCUGAAUUGUAGCUCGUUCUUUUACAAUUUAAAUUAUUCUAUCUUCUUUGUGUAAUGAUCUUUUCUGUGUUUUUUUUUUUUUUUUUUUGUAUAUAUAGUUAGCAAACAACCCAUACACAUGCUUAGCGAUGUUUCCAGAACGGUUCUAAAUAGUAAUUCUGUAUCUUUAUUCUAGUCUUGUCGAUUGUUAAACAAGUACCACUUUGACAAGAACGCAAUACUGUAGACCCUAGUACUGUACACCAAAAUGCCCUUCUACCUUUUUUAAAACAGCUGUUGGCAAUCCACUGAAAGAUUAUUUGAAACUUUAGUACCGUUUCAGUGUUUUUUGUUUACCGGUAUAUAGAAAAAUUGACUUGUUGCUCGAAUUUUGUCUCAGGAUGAAUUAAUUCAUGUAAGUGGUGUGUGAUGGUGUAAUUAAUUAGUCUGAAUUUUGCAGAUGUAGAUACAUGUCAUUAUUUUCUUUUCUUUUUUUCACGUAAAAGGAAUGAAAAACAGAAAAUCUAUUCCCAGAUUUGGAAUAAUGCUGUAAUGUUAUCUACUGAGAAAGAAUAAACAAAAUCCAAACUG
Acipenser ruthenus (sterlet) is the source of this 4929-nucleotide messenger RNA. RefSeq names its product monocarboxylate transporter 7-like. Gene Ontology annotation, molecular function: monocarboxylic acid transmembrane transporter activity. Gene Ontology annotation, biological process: transmembrane transport; monocarboxylic acid transport. Bases 1752 to 3395 code for a protein of 547 amino acids. NCBI's taxonomy places the organism in Eukaryota, Metazoa, Chordata, Actinopteri, Acipenseriformes, Acipenseridae. The record is from RefSeq and is a predicted model, not a curated record. The transcript is spliced from 6 exons.